CCACCAGGGAAGGGAAACUACUGGACCUUAGAUCCCAACUGUGAGAAGAUGUUUGACAACGGGAACUUCCGUCGCAAACGCAAGCGGCGCUCUGAGCCCAACGCCCCCGCGACCGCGUCUGCGGCUUCCUCUCUGGGGGGCCUGAAGGCCGAGGAGGAGCGACCCAUCCCAGCCCCAGGCAAACCGUGUGGAAACAGCCCACCCCCAGAGCUGGACCCCUCACCUUCUGCCAGAGACCAUCCGAAAAGUUCCUCUCCCUCCGGUAUCAUUUCAUCCACCCCUAGCUGCCUCAGCACCUUCUUCAGCGGCAUGAGCUCCCUGAGCAGCGGAGGCAGCCGGUUGACAGGGGGUCUCGGCAGUGACCUGCAUCACAGGAACUUCUCUGCUGGACAGCUGAGCAGUGGCACUUUCACCCCAUCCAGCAGCUCUUCUCAGGAGGUGCCUUCAGCAGACCAGCUGCAGCGGGUUGCGGGACCUUCCCCCGCCUACUACAGCUCCUUCCACCCCAGCAGCAGCAGCCAGGGAGCCCAGUACAACCACUACUACAACUUCACAGUUAACAGCCUCAUCUACACCCGGGAUGGAACGGAGGUGUAGGAUGCUGGGGCAGUCAGCCGGCGAGCGCUGCAAAGGGAAUCGGAGUUGCAGUUGUAUUUGGUGGCACGGAGGACCAUACGCUUUUGCAAACAGCAUUUCAAUGUGGACACUUCCCAGGAGUUCUUCCAGGAAGACAGAUCUUUUCGCAAGAAGAACACCCCAUAAACACCAGCAGAAGGCAGAUGCAAAUCUUUUCCCCUGAGCUUAGUACCAAAGAUAAUUCGAUAGCCAUGCAGCUUUAGCGCAAGAAUAAACACUGGGGUAUUUUUAUACAUAUUUGUACGUAAUGUAACUCUUCUGUACAUAUGUUUCUAUGUGGUUUUAUAUUUGUAAAUUAUGCUCUGGAGCUGUACUUAUUUAUAAUGUGUUUUAAACUGCGUUAAAGUUUAUUUUACUUCGUUUCCCCUUCUUUUUUUGUUGUUUUAUUUGUUUCGAAUUUUUUGUCGGUUCCGUUUUUGUUCGUUAGUGUAUUAAUGAAACUUUUCAGGCUGACCAGCGGUCGAGAAUAAAAUGUUAACA
Molecule: messenger RNA, 1116 nt
Organism: Tauraco erythrolophus (red-crested turaco)
Lineage: Eukaryota; Metazoa; Chordata; Aves; Musophagiformes; Musophagidae
Source: RefSeq, a predicted model, not a curated record